GGUACAUUCCCAAUUCCCCAUCUACACUUGACACACACUACGCGGCUGAGAAGACGAAAAAGAAAAAUAAAACGAAAAAAAAAUAAAAGAAAAGAAAGAAACGAUAGGGAAGAGAGAUCCGGCGAAAUGGCGGCGCCGCCACCGCCGGCGAUGGAGCCGGAGAUCGGCCCCGACGGCCUCGCCAGGGAGAACCCCGUCAUCGCCUACACCGAGAAGGUGAUUUUGGAGGAGCAGCUGCAGCUGAAGAAAUACAUUCAGGAGAACUAUUCCAAAAUUCGUGAUGUUGAAAAGGAGCUAGAGAAUCUGAGUUUAGAAAUGAAACUAACAGCUGGGCCAAAGAAAGCAGCACUUGAGCAUUUAAGAAAAAAGAUUGAAAUAUCAACAGAGAGAAUACGGUUGGCUAGGGUGAAAGAGGAACAGGCAAAGAAGGCCUGGGAAGCUGCUGCACAAAUUGUUAAAGACGAAGAGAAUGCUAAGCAGAAUCUAUGUGAUGAUCUGAACCGGCUGGUCCAAGAGAGCGCCGCUUCCCAAUUUUCAAGAUUAGAGGAGCUAAAGAAGCGUUUAGAAUCCCUAAAUCCCAGCCGGGCUUCUGUUGAUGUCUCUGGUAUGAAUACUGCACAGCAUGCAACCACAAGUUCAGUGCCUCAGCAGGCUGCGGCACAAAAUCCUCAAAAUGCACCUAGCCCUGCAAAUAAUGCCAACCAUGACUCCAGCGGACUAUCCCAGCAGCAAAGACCUGCCGAUGCAGAAAGGAAGAGAAGACCAUCACAAAUGGGACGGGGGAGAGGGGGUGUGAUGAUCCUCCCCAAGGGAAGAGGAAGUUCAGGGUCAGGAUGGACAGGUGCUGGGUUUGAUGUAGAUGGCCGUACAUGAUUCUAGGGUUUGUAGUUACGUUUGAAUUGUUGAAAAUUAGAAUUAUCUCAGGAGUUCCAGGGCAAACAACAGUGAGAAUGUAAUGCAUUAUUGAUUAUUUGUUUACCAAAUAUAUAUGUUGACAUGUGUAGCAAAAUAUUCAAAGUGUAACUGCCAAUACAGUAAAAGAGUUUAUUUGAUUAUAUAUCGAAUAACGUGUCAGUAAUUCUUUGGAGUUAA
This is a messenger RNA of Oryza sativa Japonica Group (Japanese rice), 1092 nucleotides long. RefSeq lists its product as uncharacterized. The record is from RefSeq and is a predicted model, not a curated record. NCBI's taxonomy places the organism in Eukaryota, Viridiplantae, Streptophyta, Magnoliopsida, Poales, Poaceae.